AUGGUAGAAGAAGAUCGCGCGUCCAAAGAAGCAGGAGCAGCAGUGAGAGAGGCACUCGCAAACACGCAAUUUCCGUUAUUGAUCAGUUAUGGAAAGAGAGCAACAAGCCGCAGACAAGUGAACGCCGAGGAGGUGAAGCGCGCUAAAGCGGCUGAAGAUGAAAAGAAAGAGAGUACAGGCUCUGGUUCAGGCAGGAAGACGAAAGUCUAG
Molecule: messenger RNA, 210 nt
Organism: Glarea lozoyensis ATCC 20868
Lineage: Eukaryota; Fungi; Ascomycota; Leotiomycetes; Helotiales; Helotiaceae
Exons: 1
Coding region: 1-210 (69 amino acids)
Source: RefSeq, a predicted model, not a curated record